Molecule: messenger RNA, 1709 nt
Organism: Solea senegalensis (Senegalese sole)
Lineage: Eukaryota; Metazoa; Chordata; Actinopteri; Pleuronectiformes; Soleidae
Gene: cops8
Product: COP9 signalosome subunit 8
Exons: 7
Coding region: 44-619 (191 amino acids)
Biological process (GO): COP9 signalosome assembly; protein deneddylation
Cellular component (GO): COP9 signalosome
Source: RefSeq, a predicted model, not a curated record
UAUCCUGAAGAAGAAGAUUCCGGUGCAUCAGCUAGGCAUCAUCAUGCCUACUGCUGUGAUUAUGGAAGAAAAUUUCGAUAAAUUAUUAGAACAGUGUGAAGCUCAGGAACUUGAGGCUCCAGGGGGCAUAGCAACACCUCAAGUCUACGCUCAGUUGCUCGCACUAUAUUUACUUCACAAUGACAUGAAUAAUGCCAGGUAUCUAUGGAAGAGGAUUCCCCAAGCAAUAAAAUCGGCAAACCCUGAAUUAGCAGCUAUUUGGGCAGUCGGCCAGCGCAUUUGGCAGCGAGACUUUCCAGGAAUCUACACAGCUAUUGCUGCUUAUCAAUGGACAGAGAAUAUUCUUCCAGUCAUGGAGGCCCUUCAAGAGAGCACACGGCAGAGAGCGUACGGACUAGUGGCCCAGGCCUACACUUCCAUCACAGCUGAAGACUUUGCAGCUUUUGUUGGUUAUUCUGUGGAGGAGGCAGUAAAGGGUGUGGUGAGCCAAGGCUGGCAGGCAGACCCCUCUACCAGGAUGGUGAUGCCCAAAAAGCCCGAUCCUCCCCCGGUCUCACUGGUUCCAAAUGAGCAGCAGUUGGCCAGACUCACUGACUACGUGGCUUUCCUCGAGAACUGAUAACCCACCUCAACCAUUGCCACCCUGUUUCACACACUUGGUACUGAGGGAGAAUUAAUGUUUGGAUAAACUUUUCCCUCCAUUCUACUUCCUGCGAUAUCCCACUCCGUGAUAAAGAUGUACCAAAAACAAAUCAUCUUGCAUGAAUGCUGCAAGCUCUUCUGUAAGACUUACCUAUUUAUAUUCAUUGACUAUGAUAGUUUUCCCUGCUUCAUUUCCUCAAAGGGGUGGUUCAUGUUUUUUUUUUCUUGUUGUAUGAGGUACUAACAUCAUCAGCACUGACUGCACUGUGUGUAUCCCCUGUUCAUCACUAAAUCUUGCUGUUUCUUGUUGACAGCCUUUUCCAUCUGGAAAAUAAAGUUUGCAAACAGCUCACUCUCCUGCACCAAAACCCGUAGGAGAAUCAGUAUUUUUAGCUUACACGGACACCAGACUUGCUGUUUUACUCUCGCCUAAUCUGGUAAAUUUGUGUCAUUUAUGUAUAUCCAAACAAAUUGUUUCAAAUACCGAUAUCACAAAAUAACACAUUACAGCUUACUGAUGGAGGCUUUAUUGGAUCAACAACUCCCAUGACCUUGCAUGCUAAAAAUGCAGAUUUUCUCUUUGCUUAAGCUGACACAGUUUUUAUUAGAUGAGCCUUUUGUUAUGCGUCUAAAAUCUGGUUUACCUUGUGUCCCUAUUGGCAUCCCCGAGAGCCAGUCUGCUGGCACAUUGUAGUCAGCACUGAUUAUGUAUCUCGUACAACUGUCACUUUAAAUGUUAUUAUAUUUCACUUUAUUUUUUGUGGCUUUCGCAGGCCAUCAGAUAUAUACAUUGGGUCUGAGUAUAAAUUAGGAAAGUAAUAUCUUUCACAUCACUUUGUUUAUUUUGUUUUUUUUCAUUUGCUAAUCAUGCAAUAGAAAUACACACACCAGUAUGUACAGCACAUCCAUUGUGUUUAAGCACUUGCAGGUUCCUUGAAACAAAAAUGCCUUCAGGUAACAGAAGUCUCAGCAUGCAUAUGUCCCUGCGUGGAGUUCAGUCUUCAGACCUCAUUUGAAUUUUGAAGUUUAUGUAUUGACUGGUUAAUAAAUACUUUGCUGUUUCUAAA